Messenger RNA from Elaeis guineensis (African oil palm), 973 nucleotides. Lineage: Eukaryota; Viridiplantae; Streptophyta; Magnoliopsida; Arecales; Arecaceae. The record is from RefSeq and is a predicted model, not a curated record.
UCUCCUUCCUCUCUCUCUUCCCUCCGUCCGCUGCUCGUCUCUUUCCAUCUCAUCACGUCAAAAGUCCGUACAAAUCUCCUUCUCGUCCCUCCUCUCAUCUAAACCAGAUACCUCGGAGCGCUGCCCGCUGUCUCAAACCCUAACGUCUCUCCCUCUUUAAUACCCUACCACGUUGCGAGAAACCCUCGCUCCCUCUCCGCCCUAAUCCGCCCCCGAUUCGAACCUUUCUUCCCCUUUACAAUUGCCGGCCGGUAGGAGCGAGCGAUAGGUCCUUUCUUGGUAGCCUCUACUACUGCCGUUGUUUGGGCCUCGGGAUCGGAUCCGAGCCGUUCGAUCUGCGAGGAUGGACGCGCGGGAGCCGCUGCCGCCGUCGGUGUCGACGACGGGGCCGGGGGGAAAUGAUGGGCCUGCAAAUGAAGAUGGGCCGCUCUCCGACGCGGAGAGGCUGGCCAAGGAGGCCGCCGUCCUUUUCCACAGCCGGCGCUUUUCCGAGUGCAUCAAUAUCUUGAAUCAGCUCUUGCAGAAGAAAGGCGAUGAUCCGAAGGUUCUUCAUAACAUUGCUGUUACAGAAUAUUUCCGUGAUGGUUGUUCUGAUCCAGGGAAGCUGCUUGAUGUGCUCAAUAAGGUUAAGAAGAGAAGUGAAGACCUUGUUCGUGCUUCUGUAGAGCGGAUGGAAGUUGGAAGCAACAUAAAUAGCAGUGCAACCUCAGGAUCUAAUGUCAAUAGUACUGUGCUGCCUCAAUUGCUUGCUCCAAAUACUGACAACAUUAUUCAUGCAGAUGACUAUGACACUUCUGUUGUAGUUCUGAACAUUGCAGUCAUUCUCUACCAUCUCCAUGAAUAUGCACUUGCUUUAUCAGUUCUACAACCAUUAUAUCAAAAUAUAGAACCGAUUGACGAGGCAACAGCUCUUCAUGUAUGCCUUCUUUUACUGGAUGUUGCAUUAGCUUGCCAAGAUGCAUCAAAAGCUGCA